Phalaenopsis equestris is the source of this 2274-nucleotide messenger RNA. Its product is annotated as beta-glucosidase-like SFR2, chloroplastic. Gene Ontology annotation, molecular function: beta-glucosidase activity. The record is from RefSeq and is a predicted model, not a curated record. Gene Ontology annotation, biological process: carbohydrate metabolic process. Lineage: Eukaryota; Viridiplantae; Streptophyta; Magnoliopsida; Asparagales; Orchidaceae. The transcript is spliced from 10 exons. Bases 216 to 2156 code for a protein of 646 amino acids.
AAAAAAAAAAAGGCGUCGAGUCUUAUCCUACUCAAAAUUCUAACGAAUUUAAAAUUUUGAGUAUUCUAUUGAAGGAGCCCUGCUUGCAGCGAGCAUUUUAAUCCUUUAUAAUCCUCAGAAGAUCACGCGGCUUUCAUGGCGAUUUAUCGCCACUCGCAAGUUGAUACAGGUUUCUGGAUAUCGUCUUUCCCGCCAUACAUUACCGGAGUGUUAAAAUGGGGAUGAUGGCGCUCAUGAUGGCAGCGACGAAGCUCGCUGGAAUCGUCCUGACGCUCUCCGUGGCGGCGAAUGUGUUCUCCUUCUCCCGUUACCGGAAGAAGGUCCUCAGGCCGUUCCGAUCUCCAAUUGACGAGGCUGCCGAUGUGCUUGCUGCCUUCAAUGUCGACUCUGCCUCCGUGGAAAAUGGUUUCUUUUUUGGACUUGCCACGGCCCCUGCUCAUGUUGAGGAUAGGCUUGAUGAUGCAUGGCUUCAGUUUGCAGAGGAACAGCCCUGUGGUGACUCUGAGCAAACACAGAUGCUGCAAUCUACUCAUGCUGUAUUGGCUUCUGCAGCUGCUGAUGGUGGCUCUCAGCAAGCAUCUUCAGAUGGUCACAUUUUUGAAGAAUCUACCAAGAGCAAGGUAAAAAGGCCCCUUAAGAUUGCCAUGGAGGCUAUGAUUAGAGGAUUUGAAAAGUAUUCGGAUGAGGCAGAAUCUGAUUCAAGAACUGAAUGUACCCAUAAUGUUGCUGCUUGGCACAAUGUGCCUCAUCCGCGGAGGCGGCUCAGAUUUUGGUCUGAUCCUGAUACUGAGUUAAGACUGGCCAAGGAUACUGGCAUUACUGUUUUUCGGAUGGGAAUUGAUUGGGCAAGAGUUAUGCCAAAGGAACCACAAAAUGUGCUGAAUGAUAGUGUAAACUUUGCAGCACUGGAGCGGUACAGAUGGAUCAUUGAAAGAGUGCGUUCAUAUGGAAUGAAGGUGAUGCUUACUUUAUUUCAUCAUUCUCUUCCUUCUUGGGCUGGAGUAUAUGGAGGAUGGAAAGAGGAGAAAACUGUUCGUUAUUUCAUGGAUUUUACAAGGCUAAUAGUUGAUCGUGUAUCAGAUCUGGUGGAUUACUGGGUACCGUUUAAUGAACCUCAUGUAUACUGUCUGUUAACGUACUGUGCGGGUGCUUGGCCAGGAGGAAAUCCUGAUAUGAUUGAAGUUGCGACCUCUACUUUACCUUCUGGUGUAUUUAGUCAAGCCUUACACUAUAUGGCUGUUGCGUAUUCAAUGGCCUAUGAUUAUAUCCAUGAAGAGAGCAAGAAUAGUGGAAAGACCAUGGUGGGGAUUGCACACCACGUCUCCUUUACUCGUCCAUAUGGCCUCUUUGAUGUUGCUGCUGUUAUGCUGGCGAAUUCAUUAACGCUUUUCCCUAUAAUAGAUACCAUAUGUGAUAAGCUGGAUUUUCUAGGAAUAAACUAUUAUGGGCAGGAAAUUAUUACUGGGCCUAGCUUGAAGCUGGUGGAUAGUGAGGAAUAUAGUGAAUCUGGUCGAGCUGUUUAUCCCGAUGGUUUGUUUAGAGUGCUGCAUAUGUACCAUGAGAGAUACAAGCAGAUGAAUAUUCCUUUUAUCAUCACUGAGAAUGGAAUUUCGGAUGAAACAGACUUGAUUAGACGCCCAUACCUGCUGGAGCAUUUAUUAGCUGUUUAUGCUGCCAUGAUAACGGGGGUACCAGUUCUUGGUUAUUUGUUCUGGACAACAUCAGAUAAUUGGGAGUGGGCCGAUGGAUAUGGUCCCAAGUUUGGGCUUGUUGCAGUUGAUCGUGCAAAUGAACUUGCACGCAUUCCUCGCCCAUCAUACCACUUGCUCUCCAAGGUUGUGAAAUCAGGCAGAGUAACAAAAUUAGACAGAGAUCGUGUUUGGGGUGAUCUGCAGCUUGCUGCUAAAGAAAAGAAGACGCAUCCAUUUUACCGAGCUGUUGAUAAGAAUGGAUGCAUGUACGCAGGUGGACUAGAUGAGCCUUUAUACAGACCCUAUAUCGUAAGAGACUGGCGAUUCGGGCACUAUGAAAUGGAUGGAUUGCAGGAUCCAUUAAGCAGAUUGUGGAGAUCAAUCACUGCACCAAUAAGAAGAAAGAAGAGAGCUAAUGCGUUUGAAGAAGAUGAUUUUGGGGCUCCGGGUUAUCUCGCCUUUUGAUGUUCCAACAACAUUGUGUUCCAUCAUUAGAGUUGCAAAUGAACCGAGUGUUUGACAAGCUACAUGUAACUCGGCUCGAUCAAAGCUCGUUCGUGUUUCGUUGAUUAACUAAUUGAAC